This is a messenger RNA of Triticum turgidum subsp. durum (durum wheat), 2859 nucleotides long. Lineage: Eukaryota; Viridiplantae; Streptophyta; Magnoliopsida; Poales; Poaceae. The record is from the annotation of a GenBank genome assembly.
AUGGCGGAAGCGAUCGCCAUAUCCCUCUCGGUCAAGGUCGCCGCGGCGCUGUCCCGCGCCGCAGCCGCCUCUCUCGUACCCAUCCGCCACGGUAUCGCCGCCGCCGCGCGCGACCUCGAGCUCCUCCGCGCCUUCCUCCGCUUCGCCGACUCCCGCCGCAGCACAGACGCGCUCGCCAGCGCCUGGGUCGAUCAGGUACGCGACGUCGGCUUCGAGCUCGAAGACGUCGUGGACGAGUACACCUUUCUCGCUGGCAGCGGCGGCUUCCUCCGUGCCUGCGCCGACGUGAGGGCCUGGUUCGCGCUCUCCAGCCGCCUGCGGAAGGCGCGGGAGAGGCUCCGCGCUCUUUCGGCCGUCAAGGAGCAGUACGGCAUCCGGCCGGCAGAUGCCUCCGGGUCUCCGGAUGGCGGCACCGGCACCUCGGUCGCCAUCUGCCGGAAACUAUCAGAGGCUGCGCACUUCGUCGAGGAGGAGGAAAUCGUUGGCUUUGCCGCGCACAAGAGGUUACUGAUGAAAUGGCUAACCGAGGAAGCUGAGACCCGGCAGACGAUAAUCACCGUCUGCGGCAUGGGCGGGGUUGGAAAGACUACUCUUGCCACAAACGUGUACAAGAGAAUCGCCAAAAGCUGCCAUUUUGACUGUGCCGCGUGGGUGGCCGUCUCCAAGAACUUCACCACCGAGGACCUCCUCAGGAGAAUCGUCAAGGAACUUCACCGGUAUGUCCAAGAUGGUGCACCACGAGACAUGGACGAGAUGGACUACCGGUCUCUAGUGGAGGCCCUGCGUGGUCAUCUCACGCAGAAGAGGUACUUUCUUUUGCUGGAUGAUGUCUGGGAUGCAGAUGCCUGGUUUCAGCUCCGCACUGCAUUGUUUGAUAGUGGAACCGGGAGCCGAAUAGUCAUCACCACACGCAGUCAAGAAGUGGCUGCUCUGGCAUCAUCGCACAGGACCAUUAAGUUGGAACCGCUCUCUGAACAGGAAGCAUCUUCUUUAUUCUGUAGCACCAUAUUCCGAGAAGAUGCGGGUCCGGAGUGCCCAUAUCAUCUGCAGCAUUGGGCUUCCAAGAUACUGGACAGAUGCUGUGGUCUGCCAUUGGCGAUUAUAUCGGUUGGAAACCUCCUUGCAUUGAAGGAAAAAACAGAGUUUGCCUGGAAGAACGUCCAUGACAACCUUCUGUGGGAUGAAGGCUGUGAUCACGGUAUUGGGCAAGUGUCAACUGUACUGAAUUUCAGUAUCGAUGACUUGCCGUACCGCCUGAAGAGAUGUUUCCUCUCUUGCAGUGUAUACCCUGAGGAUUUCUCUAUCAAAAGGAAGACUCUAAUCAGAGAGUGGAUUGCCAAAGGUUUGGUAGAGGAAAAGGGCCAUAGCACAAUGGAGGAGGUUGCGGAUGGUUAUGUGACCGAGCUUGUGCAACGCAACUUGUUGCUGGUCGCGUUAAGAAAUGAGUUUGGACGUGCAAAGAGGUUACACAUUCAUGACCUGAUUAGAGAGGUUAUUGCACAUAGGUCAAAAGAAGACAGAACCUUUCAGUUAUCUAGGAGCACAACGGUGGACUCGAAACAGAAAAUCCGUCAUCUUACACUUGAUAACUGCCAAAUUGACCGUCAGUCGACUCCAAACCUGGCCUCACUUCGCUCCUUCUAUGUGCUUAGGUCAGAGCUGGAUGCUUCGCUGUUGUCUGAUUUCAGAUUGUUAACUGUGCUAAACCUUUGGUUCAUUAAGACAAAUAAACUGCCUAGUGCAGUGGCCUAUCUUUAUAAUCUGAGGUACCUUGGCAUACGCUCCACCCACAUUGAAGAGCUGCCGAAAGAAUUGGGGAAACUACAUAACUUGCAAACCUUGGAUGCCAAAUGGUCCAUGAUCAAGACAUUGCCAAGUAGCAUAACAAAAUUGAAGAACCUCCGGCACCUGAUAUUGUUUACACGUCGAGGCACAGAUUUCAUGAAGCCGGCCCCUGGUACACCAAUUGCUCUUCCGGAUGGUCUUCAAAAUCUCAGAUGCCUACAGACUCUUAAAUAUGUUCAAGCUAAUCAGAAGCUGGUCAGAUCCUUAGCGAGCUUGGAACAGAUGAGGAGCUUAGAGCUAUUUGGUGUGGACCAGAGAAUUAUUGUCGAUCUGCCCUCAGCACUAUCCAGAAUGAGUUGCCUUCUGCGCUUGGGAAUAAUCAGUUCUGAUGCUAAUGUAACGUUGGACUUGGAGUCAUUUUUGCCACCACCAGUGAACCUAAAAACACUCACCAUAACUGGCAAGUUGGCAAGGGGUAAGUUACCAUCAUGGUUCGGUUCUCUUACCAACCUCACGCAAUUGCAUUUGCGCUCAUCUGAACUCGGAGAAGAUUCAGUUGCAAUACUCUCAUCACUUCCCAGGCUGUUAUAUCUUAGUCUCAUUAAUGCAUACACCGAGGGAAGCUUAACCUUUGCAGCAGGUUGUUUCCCGGCCCUUAGACAACUAAGCUUGCUGGGCUUGCCCAAUCUUACCAGCAUAGAGUUUCAAAAGGAGAGCCUUGUAGAUCUACGUUUGCUGACACUCGGCCAAUGUCUUGAACUCGCUGAAAUACCCCAUAGCAUUGUGAACCUCAUACAUCUGGAAAAUUUGGAGCUUUUCGAAAUGCCGAGUAAUCUCACAGAAAAGAUACCUGAUGGGGAAGGUUGUGGGGCAAAUCAUAGAGACGACGAGCGCACUACGACUGUGAAGAACAUCUCCUGGUAUAAUGGACGAUUGUUGGAACAAAAAGUUUACAUCAACCUAUCUACUUUCCAGAAGUCAUCCAAGACUGAUGCAGUUACGUUCAGGGAUGAAACCGGACAAAGAUCUCUAUGGUCUCACCUCUAUGGUAAGGGGGUCUGCUUGUACAAAUGA